This is a messenger RNA of Lucilia cuprina (Australian sheep blowfly), 882 nucleotides long. Its product is annotated as transmembrane protein 60. The transcript has a single exon. The record is from RefSeq and is a predicted model, not a curated record. Lineage: Eukaryota; Metazoa; Arthropoda; Insecta; Diptera; Calliphoridae. The coding region runs from base 202 to 594 and encodes 130 amino acids.
UAUGAGUUCUGCAAAUAAAAGUUUAAUGUGAAGCUAAACAAAAGCAAAUGACCUGUUAAUAUUUUCGGUAUUUUAUAACAAUACCUUAAAUUACAAAUACUCCCAUUGAUAUAAAAAAUCAUUAUUUUAAGUUACUGUUGUUGUUUAUUUUUUAAACAAAACCAAAAAGAAAUUUAUUGCAAGAAUUCGUUGGACUACGAAAUGACUUUAGCUCAUCGAGCACUGUUUACCUGGUUCAUUGUUUUGGUGUUUUUAAUAUUACUCUGUUUACGUCUCGAUCCACGUACUCAUUGGAAUUGGUUUCUGGUAUUUAUACCCCUAUGGGUAUUCGAUGGCAUUCUCAUUAUCUACGUCAUUAUAAAAAUUAUACGCAAGUGGCGAAAUCUCAAGCGUCUUAAGGAACUACUCAUCUAUUACCAGUGGUACAUUGGUGGUGUUUUACUUAAAAUUGCAUCCCAGCUAAUGAUAUGUCUGACGCUGGAGUAUCCUGAACUCGAAAUAUCGAUAUUUGUAACAAUGAUUCCCAUUUGGAUUCUAUUGUCGGCCUCAAUUGUUUACGUUUUUGGUCGUCUGAAUAACAUUGAAUCGUGGUGACGUCAGGAGAAAUCCAAAAAUAAGAACAACGACGAAUGUACGGAAAGACUGUUUAGUUUCUAGCACAGAGAAAUUAAUAGUGUAAAUGUAAAGGGGUCUUUAAUCAUACAUCAUUGCAAAGCAGAUAAAUGUAAUUAUUAGAUUAAGUCCAUCAAUUAAAUAUAAAUUAUUUUUAAACUUUUAAAGUAAUUCCAUUCUUAUAUAUUCAUGUAUUAAGUUUUAAUUUCAUUAUUAGUUUUGUAAUUUAUUGAUAAAUAAUUACAAAUAAAAUGAAUAAACAUCUCAUAA